CGGUUGUUUCCUUCGUCCUCGUCCAUUGCGAAUGAUAUGUUGGCUGACGGUUCGAAGCGUGUUCGGAAUGCCAACAAGGCAUCAGCGGCAGAAUUGUCGAAGGCUCUCCGCAUAUCUGAUGAUCCCAACUUCGAAGUAUUGACUUCCAGUGAACUAUCCAAGUCACUUCGUGAGGAUAUAUUUGCCAUGCUAGAAACUAACAUGCGCGACUUCUAUUUGCAAUCUUCUUUUGGUUGGCAUCCUGCUGAAAAACGGAAAGAAAUGUUUGAUCCCCUAUCACGAUUCAUCGUAGCUCGGAGGCCAGAUACCCAGGUAUUAGCAGGGUACAGUAUCUUCAGGUUCGAGCGUGAGAACGACUUGGAUAUGCUCUACUGUUAUGAACUCCAGGUAUCAAACACAUCCCGGCGUAACGGGCUUGGUCGUAAAUUGAUGGAUCUCCUGGGCUCCAUUGGCGAAGCUUGGCACAUGCAGAAAAUCAUGCUCACUGUCUUUGAAGCAAACGGGGCUGCACUUGUGUUUUAUGUUGCAUUGGGUUUUGUCGUUGACGAAACAUCGCCCGACGAAGACGAUGAUGCUGACUAUAAAAUACUUUCGAUGCAGCUUGGUAAACGCUGAAUGCUUCCUGGUACCAGGGAGAAGUGAAACCGGUUGGGGAACCUAUAUCGAUGUUGAUACGGAAUAGACCUUUAUAGCGCGCUUUUACUGCUUCUAGCGAGUACGCGUUUGAAAGUUGUUGGCAUAUUUGACUGCAUGGAGGAGUGGGCUUCCAUACACUAUUAGAUACCAAGGGUAGCAAGGCAUUCAUGAUUGAAAUCUCUUCAAAAGAAAAUCUUUCGUAUCACGCCAUUUCCGGGAGUAUCAAACAGAUCGAUUCACAGAUCAGGAAACGGGAAA
Messenger RNA from Desarmillaria tabescens, 894 nucleotides. Its product is annotated as acyl-CoA N-acyltransferase. Lineage: Eukaryota; Fungi; Basidiomycota; Agaricomycetes; Agaricales; Physalacriaceae. The record is from RefSeq and is a predicted model, not a curated record. Gene Ontology annotation, cellular component: nucleus. The transcript is spliced from 7 exons. Bases 37 to 615 code for a protein of 192 amino acids. Gene Ontology annotation, molecular function: histone H2A acetyltransferase activity; histone H4 acetyltransferase activity; protein N-terminal-serine acetyltransferase activity.